Messenger RNA from Dermatophagoides farinae (American house dust mite), 3402 nucleotides. RefSeq lists its product as uncharacterized. The record is from RefSeq and is a predicted model, not a curated record. Lineage: Eukaryota; Metazoa; Arthropoda; Arachnida; Sarcoptiformes; Pyroglyphidae. Gene Ontology annotation, cellular component: membrane. Gene Ontology annotation, molecular function: transmembrane transporter activity. Gene Ontology annotation, biological process: transmembrane transport.
AUGUUGUCAACAUCAAAUGAUACUGAUAUACAACAAUAUGAAUAUCAUUUAAAUCUAUUAAAAUUUCUUAAUAAUGUCAAUCAUUCAUUAGCAAUCUAUAUGGAUCGAUUGAGUCAAUGUCAUCAAUAUAAUGCUAGUUAUACAGAUUUGAUAAUAUUUCAUAAACAAUUACUUCCAUUACUAACGAAUACAACUUUCGAUUAUUCAACGAUAACAAAUAUCCCUUUGGUUGAAAUAGCCAUACCGCCAAUAAUCGAAUGUAAAUCCGGAUGGAAGUACACCACCAACACCGAUGGACGACAAUCAUCAAAUGUGAAUCAUUCGAUUGUCACCAAGUGGAAUCUUGUAUGUCGAAAUGAAUGGCUACAAUAUCUAAUCAUCACUGUCUUUCUAAUCGGUUUGCUCAUUGGUUUUUUAUUACAUUAUUUCCUAUGCCAUAAUAUCGGUUAUAGACGAUCAUAUUUUCUUAUGCUCAUUUUACAAUGUAUUUCCGGCACACUUGCAUCAAUGGCACAAGAAUUCAAACAUUUUGCCUUAUGUCGUUUUUUAUUGGGAUUAUCAUUGCCAACCAUUUCGUUGAUUUCGACCGAUAUAAUGAUUGAAAUAGCCGGCAUUCGUUCAAUGUCGAAAAUCAUUUUUCUCAACGAACUGAUUCGUUUGUUGGGUGUAUUACCAUUGGCAUUGAUUGCCUAUUGGAUACGUGAUUAUCAAUCAAUUUUAUUUGCUAUAUCAGCACCAUUUACCCUAUUUCUAUUUUGGUGGUGGUUUUUUCCCGAAUCGGUAAGCUAUCAACUGGUACAUGGACAUGUACAGAAACUUGAACGACAAAUAUUGGACAUUGCUCAUACGAAUCUUCAAUACGUCGAUCCAGAAUUUGAUGAUUCAUUGAAGCGGCGAAUACAUAUCGAAUUGGCCAUCUAUCGUGAAUUUAUGAUAUCAUCAUUGUUAGCCGAUUGUCAACUAGAUGAACCAUUAAAAUUAUCAAUAAACAAUCAUUAUAAUCAACAACAAAUGCUUGAACCUAAUCAAAUGUUUAUGACAAAAUCAUCAAAAUCAUUCGAUGAGAAUUGUGGAAAAAAUCUGUCAUCGAAUUUAUUAAAUAUUAAAACCGAUACGACAUUACGUUCAAUUCUUCAGCUACCGAAUAUGCGAAGAAAAUUUCUAGUCAUAUUGUUUUUAUCAUGGAUUAAUUUUACAUUGAAUAUUGCAUAUAAUUUUUUUCUAAUCGAUUUUAUCCGAAAAAAUCCAUCGAUAUCAUCAUCAUUAAGAAAAUCUUUUAAUACAAACAAUGGUGAUUAUCGUCUAUAUUAUUUAUUCACCUUCGGUAUUAUAAUCAGUAUAUUGGCUAGUAUGGCCACCUAUAUAUGUGUAUUAGAUAGAUUCGGACGUAAAUUUACAUUUCUAAUCUGUUCAUUAUUGGCUACAUUAUCAACUUUGAUCACCGGUUUUUCAAUGUCUUCCAUUAAUCUACGAAAUUAUUCUUAUACAUCAAUUCUAUUCGAUUGGAAUGAACAUUACGAAUAUUCAUUGAUCAGUUUUGGCCUUAUGAAACUUUUCCAUUCAAGUGCCUUCAUUGUUCUUGUUAUAUGGUCAUAUGAGCUUCUUGCACCAAAUGAUCAAUGUCGACCCGCAUAUCGUACCUGUUGGGCAUUUGGUCAUUUAUUUCUUAUUUUACUGCCUGUUAUAAUGUAUUAUACAUCCAAAUAUCCCCGAAUAUCACUAUACAUAUCAACAACAAAAUUGGCACAGAUUUUUCAGCUCAAAUUCAACUCAACAUUAGCUAUCACGGAAUUGGAUGAAUCGAAAACAACAUUAAUCAUUCAAUAUCCAUGGCAUUAUUUGCUCAGUACAUUAUUAUUGUUCAUAUCCAGUAUAAUGAGCUUAAUACUACCGGAAACAAAUGGUGAUGGCCUAUUGCCAAGUUCAUUGUUGGAAGCGGAAAUGUUCUGCUGUACAUUCAUUGGUUCACCAUUGAAUAACAAUGUACCAGUUAGACUAAAUUCAAUAAUAAAAUGCCAACAACGACAACAAUUACCAUGGUAUUCAUGGCAUGUAUUAUUCAAUUUUCAAGCACCAAACAUCCGUCCAAUGGGUAUAUUGAAAAAACGACAACUUAUUACCACUACAACAUCAACAUCAAAAUUCGAAAAUGUUCGUUCACCGAAAUCAUUGAACCAACAAACGACAAACAGGAAAAGAAUAUUCCACAAGAAUAAUUCAUCACCAUCAUCCUCUUCUUCUUCUUCCUCCUCUUCACCAUCAUCAUCAUCGCCAAAAUUGACAACAUUAGAUGCAAACAAUUUAACAUUUAUCGCCAAUCAUAAUCAUCCAAUCGUUACGAUUCAUAAUGAAUUCAAUAAUAAUAAUUUAGAAGAACAAGUUGAAUUAUUGAAUCAUAAUGAUCCCGAUAAAUCUUGGAAAAUGACUACAGCGACGGCAACAACAACUUCUACAGCGACAAUAGCGAGGACUGAGACACGGCCAAUUGAAUGUUUGAACCGAGCAACAUCACCAACAAAAACAGCUAUCGUAAUAGUACAUAAUAGUUUCAAUGAUAACAAUCAUCAUCAUCAUCAUAAUCAUAAUGACAAUCAUCAACAACAAAAUGAUGAUGACAAUAUACAGAUUUCAACCGCCAUACAAUCGAGUGAUAACAAUAUGAAUGAAAUGGCAUCCAGUAUGACAAACGAGCAUGAAAGAAUAGAAUCAAAUGAAUUGUCAUGUCGUAUAUAUAGGAAAACAAACACUUUACAUUCGAAUCAUUAUCAACAACAUUCCCAUAUGAUGAUGACAGCGAUGGAGUCGGAUAAUUCUCGUUGCUUUAGCGACAAUCAUAAUAAUAACGAUGAUUUGGUCGACAUUGGUAUUCGGCCGAUAAUAAAUCAUUUGAAUAAUAAUGAUAUUAUUGUUGAUACCAACCAUAACAACGAUACUAACAACAACGCUGACAACGAUGAUGAUGACGAUGGUGAUGGCCAUUAUCCUAAUUCGUAUCAGAAUCCAAUACAAAAAAUAAGCAUCUCGGUCAUGGAUGGCAAAAAUUGUUGUUGUUCCAAUUCGCUGUUACAGAAUCAUCAUCACCAUCAUAAACGAUCGAUCAGUGAAUGUGAAUUAUCGCCACAUAAUACAUCUCAAUCUCCUUCCUAUCAUACUGAUGAUGAUAAUCAUCAGACCUUAUUAUUUAAUGAUGGUCACAAUCAUCAUCAUCAUUCGUUACCACGACCACGUUCCAAUAACAAUGGUCAAAAUCGAGAUUUAAAUCUAGCUAUAAAUGAUUCGAAUAUGCAAACAUUAUUUACGAAUAGCUCAAAAGUGAAUAUAUUUGAUCCGAUUGAUGAACGGAUGUUGGAAACUUAUUUCAAUAACCAUUCAUGGAAUAACGAAUAAAAUUUUUUUCUGUUU